UGUUCCGGGAGUUUUGCUUCUCGGUGGGAAGCCGAUUCUGGGGACCGGUAGUGGAAGCUCUGGGGCUUGUUUCCGGCCACCUCAGCAGGAAGCGGAGACGCCAGCAGCUGGAUCUCUGGGAACUAAGGUAGAGACCUAACUGUUGGAGCGGCGGCGGAAAUCGAGAGACGCCAGCAGCCCUGCGGCCCGGUCUUGGGUCCCCGUAACCCGUGAAGAUGUUGUUACUCACGAUGAUCGCCCGAGUGGCGGACGGGCUCCCGCUGGCCGCCUCGAUACAGGAGGACGAACAGGCUUUCCGGGACCUUCAAAAAUACCAGAGUCAGGCUAAGCAGCUCUUUCGAAAGUUGAAUGAACAGUCCCCUACCAGAUGUACCUUGGAAGCUGACACCAUGAGUUUUCACUACAUUAUUGAGCAAGGGGUGUGUUACUUGGUUUUGUGUGAAGCUACCUUCCCUAAGAAGUUGGCUUUUGCCUACCUGGAAGAUUUGCACUCCGAGUUCGAUGAGCAGUACGGAAAGAAGGUGCCCACUGUGUCUAGACCCUAUUGCUUUAUUGAGUUUGAGACCUACAUUCAGAAAACCAAGAAGCUCUACACUGACAGCCGUGCUCGGAGAAACCUCGGCUCCAUCAACACUGAGUUGCAAGAUGUGCAGAGGCUCAUGGUGGCCAAUAUCGAAGAAGUGUUACAGCGAGGAGAAGCACUUUCAGCAUUGGAUUCAAAGGCUAACAACUUGUCUAGUCUGUCCAAGAAAUACCGCCAGGAUGCGAAGUACUUGAACAUGCGGUCCACUUACGCCAAACUUGCAGCAGUAGCUGUGUUUUUCAUCAUGUUAAUAGUGUAUGUGCGAUUCUGGUGGCUGUGAAGUAGUGGAUCCCGUCACUGGCAAGGGAUAACCUAGAACCCGGCAGGUGUGUGUUUUCAGGAAGCUGAGCUCACAGAGAUGUUAGAAUCCAAGUGGAACUUCUGCCUCUUAAGGACCUUGCAAGAAAAGACAAAUCCUGAAAAUGAAAGGUUACACCUCUAAUGAAGCUUAACCCUGUGUAGAAAGUCUCUCUUGGGGGCAGAGACUUUCUCUGGGUGCUAAGCCAUAUAUGUUAGGUAACAGUAGAUUGUUUUAUUUUGUUUUAUUUUUUCCCCCUCCCAGUGUUUUACAUUUUUAAAACAGCACUGACUGGGGCAUUCUCAUUCUCUAAUGGAGCCAUCAGUGAGACUUAACGCAACCAACCUGUCUAGCAACAGCCUGAAAUUCCUUCAGAGAAGGCAGCCCUUUGGGAAGUUUGUGACUGUCUAAGCAACAUUCCUUUUGUUGGUGACAUUUGUGAUUUUCAGUGAUCUGAGUUUUCGAUGGCCUUUUAAAUAAGACUCCAGUAUGUGAAGGUUAAUUGCUGUUCUGCAAAGGUUUUUUCUGUUGGCCCCUGUAGGAAGUUAACCUUUGUCAUUUCCCUUUUAUAUUUUGCUUAUUGCACAUUUGCUUUAGGGUUAAACGAAUUAUAUUGAGAUGCCUUGAAAUUUUAUUGUAGCACUCCUUGAUUAAGCAGCUAAAAUGUUUUCUGUCAUUUGUUCCUUAAAAGACUUAAAUUAGUUUAACACAUUUUUAAUUUUAUUUUUCAGCAUCUGGUUUAUAUUAAUAUAAGAGUGAGGAUAGUAUACAUAUAGCCAGAGGCCCCCAACUUAGCGAGAAGAAAGUCCCAGCUCAUAACUAUGGCUUUGUCCUGCCCCUUUCUCACUUUCUCCACUGGAGUUUUCCCCACUCUCUUUUCCUCUUGCCACAGUUUGCUGACAUUUUAAAAAUUCUUCUGUGCCCAGUAGUUUCGUGUCCCAUAAGCAUCCUCUCUGGACAAUCUCUAAUUUCAGAAUGGAGACUGUUCAGCUGCGUAGUUAUUUACGCUUCAGGUUUUGCAGAGUUACUCCUCAACUACUGAGUCCAUUUACCUGAGAAGGUCUCGGAGGGCGCCUCACACCUGCUUCGGGUUACCUAAUUCCUCCAAGAAUGGUCAGAGCCAGGCAGCCCGUUCAUGGCGGCUUCUGUUGACAAGUGAAAACGCCUGUGAUUCCCCCUCUUUGCUCAGGGAUGCGGGGGUUUUCUUUCACCUUCUGAGGUGAAUUUUUUAAAUGGGAAAAAUGGGCCCUUUAAAUAUUGUCACAAGGGCCUGCCGUACAGCCUAUAACUCCUACAAGUACUGCAAAUACUUCUUUAAGUUGUAUAGGGAAAUGAGCCAGCUUCUUACUCCUUAACAUCUUUGAGAAGAACUUUAAACAGUGAGCAAUUUUAUAACUCUGUGGGGUCGUCAGAGCUACUGUCCUGAUUCCUGAUAGAGAAGAGAAAUUCUGUUUCCUUAGAACAAGGCAAAGGGAAAUGCUUAUUUUAUUCCUGAUAAUUUACAGAACUAGAAUACUUUUUUUCUUUCCAUUUUGGACCUAAACCUGCCAAUUGGCAUUUUGUGCAUGGAAUAUGAAGCUACUUUUUAUAGAGAUUAAGUGCUUUUAAGUCCCGAAAGGGUUGUCCCUAGGGAAUGACAUCGGUAACAAAAGCCCUUGAAAGGCUGAAAGCUCAGUGGUGGCACCGUAGCAUUUGGUGCUUCUGUAGGAGUGGGGAGUGGCCGCUCGUCGUUGAGAGCCACACGCUGUAACCAAGUGGUCAACAGUGAAAUAAAUACUUCUAGAAUGUUC
Miniopterus natalensis is the source of this 2671-nucleotide messenger RNA. RefSeq names its product SEC22 homolog B, vesicle trafficking protein (gene SEC22B). Gene Ontology annotation, molecular function: SNAP receptor activity. The record is from RefSeq and is a predicted model, not a curated record. Lineage: Eukaryota; Metazoa; Chordata; Mammalia; Chiroptera; Miniopteridae. Gene Ontology annotation, biological process: endoplasmic reticulum to Golgi vesicle-mediated transport; retrograde vesicle-mediated transport, Golgi to endoplasmic reticulum. Gene Ontology annotation, cellular component: membrane.